AUUUUAGAUGGAAGCACGAUUGUAGCAUUAUCUAAGUUUGCAUUUAUAUAUUGUUACGCUAUCUGUAAUAUGAAGUAAAGUAUGGACUGUCAGCUAAACCAGUUUUAGUAUUUAAAAGAUAUACUUAACGAAUACUCGGCGUAAGCAGCAAUAUUUUAAUUGUUGUAAACACAUUUUCUGAGAUAGUGAAAUUUAUAAAACCUUUACCUACUGAUUUUAUCAGUGAGAGUUAAUAUGGGUGAAUGUGAAAUAAACGAUUUAAAUAGUGUUAAGAAGAAGUUACAUGAAUUGGCAGUACUUCAGACAGAAAAUACGACCAAAGGCAAUUCUAAAAUAUACUCAGUCAACAAAGAACAUUGGUUUAAGAAAUUUCCUGAUAUCAAGAGAGAAGUUAUAGAGGAAAUCAAGCAAAUCGAAAGUUUGAUUGCAAAUUUGGACGGUCCGAAUAGUUUUGUUAAAAGUAAUUUUAAAAAUGUAUUAGUUCCUGUUGUAUACGACGCUCUGUAUUAUAUUUUUGUCCAUUCGGAUGAAAAUUUUCGACAAAAUAAUUUUAACGAUAUAAAAGAAUAUUUUUAUAAUUGUAUAAAUAAUAAUGGUUCAUUUACAAAAAUUGCAUACGAACACCAGAUUAAGAUACUUCUGCCUGUAGUUAAAUUUGAUGUGUGCAACGAUAUACUUCAAAAUACUGGACGCGAAGUUCGGUUAAAAGACCUUCUAGAUAACUUAAAACUCUUCUUCCAAUAUCCAAGAAUACACAAGGAAGACGUUUAUGUCAUUAUAAGAAAUAAACUGAAAUCAAGCCGUUACAAAUUGAUUUCAUAUGAACUAAUCCAAUUGACAGAGAGGAAUGGGCAUUUGGGUGAAUAUUUUAGUUUAAAAACUGAUCUAGAAUUUGGAAACAAGAUAGAACAUUUUAAUUUCUUUGUGAAAUUUCUCUUCUCCGAAAAAGAGCAUCUCCAAAAAGCUAUAGAAAACGGAUGUUCCAAAAAAGAGGAAUUUUUCUACAUGACAUACUUACCGUUGCUCAAUGAAUAUGGUCUUGGAAGUCUUCAAAAUUUCGCACCACAAUGUUAUUUGUCCAGGGAAAAUGACCUUCUUGUUCUAGAUAAUUUAGCUACAGCGGGAUAUAUAGGUGUUACUCCUAACACAAAUUUGGAUUAUCACAGUUUAAGCUUGGCAAUUUCAAAAUUGGCACAUUUUCACUCAUCUUGUAUUAUUCUAGAGGAACUCUGGAAUAGAAAUGAUAUAAAUUCAAUUCAAUUCAGGGAGUUUUAUAGUGAAUAUCUUAAUGAAGUUGUUUUAAUAGACAGUAAAGAUCAUUUUAUGGCCCAAAGUUUCGAUAGAUCUCUUGAUAAUGUAUUGUAUUUGUUAGAAAAGUUCCCUAAUUUAUAUGGUGAGUUCAUUCUUAUUGAAUUACAGGAGAAAAUAAAAAAGGGCUGGAAAUUAAUGUUCGAAAGAGUUAAAGAAUCUAAACAAUUUCGUAAUGUAAUAUGCCACGGAGAUAUGCAUGUGGGCAACAUGUUAUUAAAGUACGAUGGUAAUAUCUGUGAGGACAUCGUACUUGUCGACUUUCAGGGACUAAGGUAUUGUCCACCCGUUCACGAUUUACUGCUCUUUAUUUCAAAUUGCUCUAAAGAAACUAGGGAUACAUACUUAACUAAACUAACUGAAAAGUAUUAUGAAAUUCUGUCUACUAAUUUAGGAAACUUUGGUAUUAAUAUCGAUACUAUUUUAUCAUAUGAAGAUUUCAUUAAAAGUAUGGAAUAUAUGAGAGUUCAAGUUAUAACUCAUUCAUUUUUUUAUUCUUUAAUCCUAAAAAUAGAUCCUAAAUCUAGAGAAGAAAUCUUUUUUGGUGGAAAAAAGCCCAAAAAAUUGUUUGAUAGGGGAGACCUUGUUGAGAUAGGAUUAGAAAGUGACGAAUAUAAAAAGGCUUUGGAAGGACUUUUAGUUGAAUUUAUAGAAUUAUGUAAAAAUAGUUAUCUAUAAAUUAUUCUAAUUUAUUUGUUUAGCUUUCAGUUUAGUUUAAUUUUUAUGUCUAAUAUUAAUAUUUAAAUUUAAAUUUUAUGCUGUUUAUACAUUUUGUAUCUAAUAUUUAUAGGUUAUAAUAUUUUGUAAUUUAAAGAUAUAUGAAGAUAUCCUAGAUUUAUUAGAACUGUUCUAUUUAUCUAGUUAUUACUUUAUAUAAUAUGUGACUAAUUUUGUAUUUCU
Molecule: messenger RNA, 2208 nt
Organism: Sitophilus oryzae (rice weevil)
Lineage: Eukaryota; Metazoa; Arthropoda; Insecta; Coleoptera; Curculionidae
Source: RefSeq, a predicted model, not a curated record